ACAGACUAUAAAGAGACCCAAUGUCCUGUUUUAAUCUGUCUAAUGACAGAAAAUCUUCAGCAAAGUACUACGAAAAUCUUACAACGAAUAUACCUAAAGCAACUCUUUGAAGAUCUGCACAAUGGAAACUGAUAAAGGAAUGAAGGAGAAUCUUCGACUGAUUCUGGUUGGCCUUCAGGGAGUUGGGAAGAGUGCAGCAGGAAACACAAUUCUGGGCCGAGAAGAGUUUCAGUCUGACAUCAGUCCUACGUCACUUACAAUAAAGAGUGAGAAGAGAGAAGCAGAUGUCUGUGGAAGGACCGUGACUGUUGUGGACACUCCUGACUUGAUAAACAGUGAAAUAAAUGUAGAGGAGGAGAUGCAGAGAGCUUUGUCUCUGUGUGAUCCUGGACCUCAUGCAUUUCUGUUGGUUAUUCAGUUGGGUCGAUUCACUGAGCAAGAAAGGCAGGUGAUGGACAUCCUGCAGAAGAUCUUCUGUUCAAAUGUGAAUUCAUUCACAAUAGUGCUUUUCACCUAUGGAGACAAGCUAAAAACAAGCAAGAAUAAAAGCUUAGACCAGUUUGUCAAGGAAGAUAAAAACUUGCAGAACCUGAUCCAAAAAUGUGGAUCACUGUAUCAUGUGUUCAAUAAUACUGACAGUGAAAACACAAGUCAGGUCAGUAAGCUCUUUGAUUUAGUGGACAGUCAGUUAAAAAGGAGAAAAGAGCCACAUUAUGUUAAGAAAACGAAUGAGCAGAAAAACAUCUGGAUUGAACAUCGCCGCUACUUUGCUGCUGCUGCUGCUGUAGCUGCUGCUGCUGGUGUCAUUUAUGUGAUUUAUAAUUUCCUCAAGGCACCAACCCAAAGUAACGCCCAACCAAUUUAUACUCCAACUGUUCAAAUUGAUGAAAUACCAAAGAUGGAGAACGAUGUGACUCAAAGUGAAGCAAACUGGGAAAUUCCAAACCAGAACAAAGUUUACUUAACUUUAGCCGGUAUAGGCCUAGCAUUGUUUGUUUUGAGAAAAGUAAUGAGAAGAUAUGCACGAGUGUACAAAAUGCAGUUUGAUGGAUAUAAAGAAAAGCUUGCCAAAGUUAUUAAAAUGAGUGCUCAAGAUCUGCAGAAUCCAUGUGGUGAGCUCAGGAUUGUUCUCCUGGGAAAGACUGGAGUUGGGAAAAGUGCCACUGGAAACACCAUACUUGGAGCAGAACACUUCAAAGUUUGUUUAUCGGCAUCAUCUGAGACAAUGGUUUGCUGGAAAGAUACAAAGAAGAUUAAUGGCACAAAGGUUGCUGUUAUUGACACUCCAGGACUAUUUGAUCCCAGCUAUACUAUAGAGGAGAUGGUCAGCAGGAUUAAGCUGUGUAUUCCUCUUUCUACCCCUGGUCCACAUGUCUUCUUGCUGGUGCUUCAGCCUGGUAGGUUCACAAAAGAGGACCGUGACACAGUGGAGAUCUUUCUUCAGAUCUUUGGAGAAGAGGCAAGUAAGCACACCAUGAUUUUGUUCACACAUGGAGACAAAUUUGAGGGAAGAAAUGUUCAAGAGUUUGUCAGCCGCAAUCCAGACUUGGAGAAACUCUUUGCGAAAUGCCAGAAGCGAUACCAUGUGCUUAAUAAUGAGUCCAAGGAUGAUGAAGUGCAGGUUGAGCAGCUUUAUGAAAAAAUACACAAGAUGAUUUCUGAGAACGGAGGACGCUGUUAUACCAAUGAAAUGCUGGAGAUGGCGGAAAGGGCAAUUCAGGAGGAGAAACAACGAAUCUUAGGAGAAAACGAAGAGCAGAACUGCAGAGAGCUAGAGGCACUGAAAGCCAAAUAUAAUGCAGAAGAUCUGAAACAAGCUAUAGCAGAUUUGUCAAUGAAACUAGAGACAGAGGCAAGAGAGAGAGCUGAGAGAAACAACACAUUUCUUAAGACAAUUGUAGAGUUUUUGUUUACUACUCUUGAAAAGUAUGUAAUGAAGAAACUUGGGCAAUGAUUGGGUUCAGUUAUGUGAAUUUUAAAUAUA
Molecule: messenger RNA, 1984 nt
Organism: Paramisgurnus dabryanus
Lineage: Eukaryota; Metazoa; Chordata; Actinopteri; Cypriniformes; Cobitidae
Product: GTPase IMAP family member 8-like
Molecular function (GO): GTP binding
Source: RefSeq, a predicted model, not a curated record